UAUUUUUUUCUAUUUUUUAGGUGUUGGUUCUUGAUUUCUUCGGCACACUCAAGUGACUCAUUUAACAAUUUUUAUAAUUUUUAUUUAAAAAAUAUAAACAUUUCAUAAAAAAUGGCUGCAACUUUAAAACCAUAUUUAACUGCCGUGCGUCACACCCUAACCGCCGCAAUGUGUUUGACCAAUUUCUCAUCACAAGUUGUCGAACGCCACAACAAACCCGAAGUCGAAGUUCGUAGCAGUAAAGAGCUUGUCCUCACGCCCGUCGUUAUCUCCCGCAACGAAAGAGAACGAGUAUUAAUCGAAACCAGUGUCAAUUCCGUACGCGUUAGCAUUGCCGUCAAACAAGCCGAUGAAAUCGAGAAAAUCCUUUGCCACAAAUUCACCCGAUUUAUGAUGAGAAGAGCCGAGAGCUUUGUGAUUUUGCGAAGAAAACCAAUCGAAGGCUACGACAUUAGCUUCUUAAUCACCAACUUCCAUACUGAGCAGAUGUACAAACAUAAGCUUGUUGAUUUUGUCAUUCAUUUUAUGGAAGAAAUCGAUAAGGAGAUAAGUGAAAUGAAGCUUGCUGUUAAUGCCCGAGCACGUAUUUGCUCGGAGGAAUUCUUGAAGCGAUUCUAAUAUAGAUUGCUGAUACGCAAUUGCAAAAUAUAAAUGUUUCCAUUUCUUUAAAAAACUGAUACCCUUACUAUUAUAUGUAUUAAAUGUAGCUGUCUUCGUUUUUUUUUUCUUUUAUAAAUUCGUGGAGAAAUACAAUAUUGUUAUUUGAACUG
Molecule: messenger RNA, 770 nt
Organism: Episyrphus balteatus (marmalade hoverfly)
Lineage: Eukaryota; Metazoa; Arthropoda; Insecta; Diptera; Syrphidae
Gene: Arpc4
Product: actin-related protein 2/3 complex subunit 4
Exons: 1
Coding region: 112-618 (168 amino acids)
Biological process (GO): actin filament polymerization; Arp2/3 complex-mediated actin nucleation
Cellular component (GO): actin cytoskeleton; Arp2/3 protein complex
Molecular function (GO): actin filament binding
Source: RefSeq, a predicted model, not a curated record